This is a messenger RNA of Folsomia candida, 1186 nucleotides long. RefSeq names its product probable 3-hydroxyacyl-CoA dehydrogenase B0272.3. The record is from RefSeq and is a predicted model, not a curated record. Gene Ontology annotation, cellular component: mitochondrion. The transcript has 8 exons. Gene Ontology annotation, molecular function: (3S)-3-hydroxyacyl-CoA dehydrogenase (NAD+) activity; NAD+ binding. Lineage: Eukaryota; Metazoa; Arthropoda; Collembola; Entomobryomorpha; Isotomidae. Gene Ontology annotation, biological process: fatty acid beta-oxidation. Bases 113 to 1054 code for a protein of 313 amino acids.
ACUUUGGAGUUUGGACUCACUCACUGACAUAGUGAAAGUUCUCUCUUGUGUUGGUCUCAUUUUUAUCUUGAAAUUGCUCUCUAAAAUAUUUCCAAUAUUCCAAUAUUUAAAAAUGUUAAACAUGUCAAAAACCACACCUCUUCUACAGACAUUGCGAUCUUUCUCCGGGUACCGUUCCAUCUCCAAUGUGAGUAUCAUCGGAGGAGGCUUGAUGGGUUCUGGCAUUGCUCAGGUAGCUGCAGCUGCUGGAAACGAUGUAAAUGUGAUUGAAGUUAAUGACAAAGCGUUGGAAAAGUCCAAGGCAAUCAUUACCAAAAGUUUAGAACGUGUCGCAAAGAACAAAUUUAAGGAUGACCCAUCAAAGGCUGCCAGUUAUGCUCCCUCCAUCCUUAAAAAAAUCAGUUUCACCCAAGAUUUGGGUGUUGUGAAAGGUUCGGGAUUAGUUUUAGAAGCCAUAGUAGAAAACUUGGUAGCGAAACAAAAGUUGUUUAAAGAAGUUGAAUUGCUAACUACUGACACAACCAUUUUAGCCUCCAACACCAGCUCCAUACAAAUUAAAGAUAUUGCUCUUCAUUCAAACCGUAAAGAUAAAUUUGCUGGUCUACAUUUCUUCAACCCAGUGCCCAUGAUGAAAUUAUUGGAAGUUAUAAGCACUCAAGAGACGUCACAAGACACAUAUCGGAAGCUAAUGAAUUGGGGACAGUCGAUAGGAAAAGUAUGUGUAACCUGUAAAGACACCCCAGGAUUUAUUGUAAAUAGACUGCUGGUGCCAUAUCUCGUACAAGGGGUGUUAAUGUAUGAAAGAGGCGACGCAUCUACUACUGAUAUUGACAUUGCAAUGAAGCUGGGGGCUGGCUAUCCCAUGGGCCCGUUUGAACUAGCGGACUAUGUUGGCUUAGAUGUCAUACUUUUUAUUCUACAAGGUUGGGUUAAAAACCAUCCGGACAAUGCUAGCUUCGUGGUGCCCAAAACUCUUGAAAAACUUGUUCAGGAAGGAAAAUUGGGAGUCAAAUCCGGCUCAGGAUUCUACAAUUAUGAUAAGAAAGGAAAAUAAUGUUAUAGUUUUAAUUGAGCUUUAUUUUAAAUCACAACUUUUGUUCAAUCAAGAGAACGCAUGAAAUGUGCAGAUUUGUGAAUGUUGUUUCUUAUUUUAGAAAGUAAAAUUAUAUAACAAGACCUUAAUUAA